GAGUCUGCCAUGGCGACGCCUGAUGACGGCGCUGCUCUUCCCCAGCUUCGGGGUGGCCGUCAGGUUAAUUUCUCGUGGAGACUUCAAUUUAGCUACAGCUUGAGGAUGUCUUUCCAGGCUGGAGAUGUUGUACCACUACUAGAGCGGACUAAUAUUCAGGAAUCCUUGACUAUGUUACUUAAACAGCUAGAAAAAGAAAAAAGGAGCCUUGAAAGUCAAGUGAAAGGCAACGCACAGAGAGAAGAACAAGAGUUGAAGAAAUAUCAUUCUGAUAUAAGAUACUACGGUGGCGUCCUGUUGAAAACCUUCCGUGACUUUGCAGUGCGUGAGGAUUCAGCAAAGGUGCGGUCUUACAAGGUCCCCUCUGACUCCAGCGCCUGCCUCUCAGUCACGGCCCUGCUCACAGCCCGUACGGCAGCCGGACCAGCAGCACAUGCGACCCCUGUGUCUGUCACGCUGCUUCGUACCUUCGAGCCCCUGGGCUCCUCCUCCGAGAAUGGCUCUCCUUGGCUCCCAGUCGGCUGCUCUUCCACGUGGAGCCCCCAAAGCCUGAAUCACAUGCAUCUGCUGAAUGCUUGCACAGUGCCGCGCAGACCUCUCCCAGGCAGUGAGCUGUAUGCGCUGUUCACUCCGGUGUUCCCCCAAAAGGCUGUCUCUGGCUCAUACCUAGUUUCUAAAAGGCAACAGAUGGAUCAACUGCCUAGAAUGAAAGAGAAUCUAGUGAAAAUGGGAAGAAGUCCGAUUAAUCAGAAGACAAUGAAUGGGAAGAGAGGACCAGUGAAAAAGAGUUCAAUGUCAAACCGUCUACCAAAACUCAGUCUGCUCCCAGCGCGCAGGUCCGCCUGCCGGGAAGCCGGGGGCUCGGCGGGGACGGGGCGCUGGUCGUUCCCGGCGGAGCUGGUUUUACGACGUGUCCGAGUGAAAUCAGGCGUCCAGGCAAACCCAAAGCGCUGGACACCGUGGGAGGCCGCCCCUCCCCCAGCCCGGGCGGUGGAAGGAUCUGGAGCCUGGAGGGACCCGCCCUACCGUCCCGGGGCUCAGGGGCCGGCCGCCGGCGCCGCGCCCUCGCUCACGGCCCCGCUUUCUCGACAGCUGCGUUUAGCCACGGGACAAAAUGAAAUGUUUCUAAAACUGUCAGUUUCUUCGUGGUUUGGAAACACCGGGGCAGCACCCGCCUCCCCAUCCUCUGCAUGCACUCGGAAGGCGGCGCGCCCCCGGCUGGCGCGGCGCGGGCUGCGGGCGCCGGCGGGGCGGCCCCGACGGCCGGGCCCGAGCGGCCGCUUUAAGCGCGGCCGGGCGCGUGCCCGCAGGUGCGGCCCCCAGGCCCUCGGCGCGCGGCGGGCGGGCGGCGCGAGGCGAGCGUCUGCGGGGAGGCCGCCCGGGGCGGCACCUGGACGACGCGCCAUGGCGGCCCCAGUGAGCGGCCGGGGGCUCGGCGCCGCCGGAGGCCAGGCAAAAAUAGACCUCUUACUAGUCGGCGAUGUCAGUGUCCGGUACCUGGCCGACAGUAUACAGAAAUUCUUCUCGAAUGUAGCAGAAGUCACCGUGACCAUCAGUGAUGUCAAGAAGGCAGCAGCAUUUCUGGAUAAGGGCACGUUCAACAUCGUCUUCCUGAAGAUGGCUUCUCUGCCAGCCGCCGAGGGGCUGGAAGCUGUCAAAUUAACCAGAUUUGGCAAGAAGAAAAAUACGGAUUUGCUGUUUGUUUUUAUAAUCCCUGAAAAUUUUAAAGGUUUUAUUUCAGGGCACAGAGCUGAAAUUACUCUAAUGGAACCACUGACAGUGGAAAAAAUGAAUAUUGUGUUGAAGUACUGGAAAACCUGUUUCUCCAAUACUGUUCAGAACGAAAACUCUGUGAAGCCUGAAGACUGUGGAUUGCCCCAGUACAAACCCUGCAGUGAACACCGAGGGCAUUAUUCCACCCAUCUGUUUCCCUGCCCUGAAUCUCUAGGAAAUGACAUUGGGCUUGAAUUAAAAGCUCCGUUGUCAGAUUUUGAGAAAAGCCAAAGGAUUUCUCUUCUUCAUUCAAGCAAGGAAAAGCUGAGAAGGGAAAAUAGUGUGUUGACAAGCACUUACUCACCUGCAAGAGGGAUCAGCUUCCUGGCUAAUAAGUGCUUCAAUGUCUACUCUGUCCCUGCCCCUGGGGGCUCCGUGGAGGAAGCCGUGAGAGGUCAGUGCAGCUCCACCUCAGAGACCGCUGUUGGUGAGAUGCAUAAACCUCAAAUUCCCAGCCCGGCGCUCUCUCUCAGUACCUUCCAUGCUGUCAGAUAUUACUCCAGAGUCAGCCCUGCCUACGAUGCUACAGUGGCAAAUCAGAGCAGUUCAGUCCAUUUUCCAUCGGCCACACCAGGAGUCCCCACGUCCCGGCCUCAGCACUGCAAUGCUGUGCCAGGCCAGAUGGGCACAGAACAGCCCAACUGUCCGUUCCCUCAGGUGUCUGGCAGUUUGGACAACUGGAAAAGACCUGGAAUUUGGGACCUGAAGACGCCUUUGAGUACCAGCCCUUCUACGUACAAACUUUGUGACUUUGGGACAGACACUGCCCUUGUCUAAACCUUAGUCUGCUCAUCUGUAAAAUGGAAAUAAUAAGAGUUUUAUAGGGGUCAGAUAAAAUAAUGAAUGAAAAAGGACAUUAGAACAUUAUACAAUGGUUUGGUAUGUGCGUGUUUUCAUACAGUAGAGUGUGACAAUUAGGAGCACACUUUUUGGAGUCAGACUGUAUUUACAGCCUGCUUCCCUAUUCACUGACCUUGUGACCAAGGACACAUGACUCUGAACCCUUUUUCCCCCAGGUUCAUUGUCUGUAAAAAUGGAGAUAACAAUAGCUAUAUUUUAGAAUCGUGGAAAU
Manis javanica (Malayan pangolin) is the source of this 2845-nucleotide messenger RNA. NCBI's taxonomy places the organism in Eukaryota, Metazoa, Chordata, Mammalia, Pholidota, Manidae. The record is from RefSeq and is a predicted model, not a curated record.